AUGUCAACUGAGAAUGCUGGGUUACCCUUUGUAUUAAAAAGAAAACAAUUUCCUGUACGACCAGCAUUUGCCUUGACAAUAAACAAGUCCCAAGGCCAAUCACUGUCUCAUAUUGGUCUAUACCUACCACAACCUGUCUUUACUCACGGACAAUUGUACGUAGCCAUGUCAAGGGUACGUAAAGAAAGUAAUCUCAAGAGUCAUUCUACUGUUGUUAUUCUUUCAAUAUUACUACCAUCACUGUCGCCACUACAAUCUGAAGAGAAGGACGACAAUAAUCGCAACCACAUUAUUUUUAAAUUUCCCUCUUCUGACAAUACUUACUCAUUUACUCUUUUUCCGAUAAAUAAUCUUUGGACAACAUCAAUAAAUUUGCAAAAUAAUCAUAGUGAAAAUAACAAUAACAAUGAAAAUAAUGAAAAACAACCAGAUCCAAUGCUUUAUGAACCUGAAAAAAUUCCACCUACAGACAAUAUAGCUGUUUGUCAAUUGCACUUACGCGCCUAUGUAGUAGGUCCAAUGGAUUUUUUUAUAGAUUUUGCAAGACGUGCAGCUCACGCAUUAAAAAUGCCAUGCUCGGGUCCUGUCUAUCUACCCACUCAAACAACUCGUUGGACUGUACCGCGUGGUUCUUUUAUCCAUAAAAAAUCUCAAGAAAACUUUGAACGCAAAACCCAUAAAAGAUUGUUAGAAAUAAAGGAUGCAAAUAAAGAUGUUGUUAAAAGAUGGCUAUGGUAUUUAUCCAAUAAUUGUCCUCCUGGUAUUGGUAUGAGACCAAAACAAAUUGCUGAUAUUAAAUAUUUUCUUGAGAUUGCACGUAGAAAAGAUGCAAAAUCUGUUCGUAUUAAGAAAAAUGGUGUAUCAAAGGUAAAAUUUAAGCUUAGAUGUUCAAGAUAUUUGUACACUUUUGUAAUUGAGGAUGUAGAGAAAGCAGAAAAAUUACAAAAAUCUCUUCCGCCUG
Entrophospora candida is the source of this 961-nucleotide messenger RNA. Lineage: Eukaryota; Fungi; Glomeromycota; Glomeromycetes; Entrophosporales; Entrophosporaceae. The record is from the annotation of a GenBank genome assembly.